Molecule: messenger RNA, 1141 nt
Organism: Anarrhichthys ocellatus (wolf-eel)
Lineage: Eukaryota; Metazoa; Chordata; Actinopteri; Perciformes; Anarhichadidae
Exons: 2
Coding region: 5-970 (321 amino acids)
Source: RefSeq, a predicted model, not a curated record
GACAAUGGACGGGCUUAUAUUGGGCUUUCUCUUGUGUGUUGUCACCCAUGUUUUUGGAGAAGGUGUCUAUGUUAUCAACGGAGAUCAAGUCAAGUUUCCAGCAACUGAAAAUUGCCAGAAAGAAGGAGCAACACUGGUGCACCGGCUGAACGAUAUCAGCACCCGGCCGGUGGCUCAGUGGGAUGAUGGGUGGAAGCCGGGAUCAGGUUACGAAAACCGGAUAAGUUCUAACAAGUCCGUCAUCUUCAACAGUGCAAACAUCAACGACAACGGACUGUACGAGUUCACCUGCGGCUCCAAGGAUGAGCGCAUCCAGCUGCACGUGGUGUUAUUCACCGACUCAUCGGUCACUGAGGGUGACACGGUCACGUUUCCGUUCUUCAGCGUGACGGCAGGAAAACGUGGGAAGUUCACGGUGGAACGAGACGGAGAGCCGGUGUUUCAGCUGGUCUUUCUGUCCAGGGUCAUGACCCGCGGGGCUGGAUUUGAUGAGAGAGUUUCUGUAUCACCUCGGUGGGAGUCGCAGGGUGACUUGACGGUGACGUUGAAGAGGGCUACGACUAGAGAUCAAGGUGAUUACCUUCUUUACGUUCAAGAUAAAGACAAUAACGGACCAAGGGAGGAUCUGUCUGCUGUGAGGCUGAGAGUCACCGAGAGAGUCCCGGACCAGACCACCAGCAGCCCGCCGCCUGUAUGUCCGACUCAGAGCGUCACCGACGAGACCCAGAAGAGGACUCUGAUGACCGCUGUCAGCAUCACAGCAGCCGUGGUGUUUAUCAUCACAGCGACUGUAUGUGUUCUGAUCGGCUGGUUCAUGAAGACCCACUCCUCCAGAGGGACCCCUGGACCCGGUGUUGCUCGAUGUUCAGAUGUGGGUCUGGAGCUACUGAACAGUGGCCCUCCUCGUGACCCCCCUGAAGCCGAUGAGGGCCGCUCUUUAGAAGGUUCUCACGCAGAGUCCAACGUCUAAAGACAUCCAAACGUCUUUUCGACCUUUCUCCUGAAAGCACAGCUGUCUAUGUAUUUUAUGUGCACGGAGCAUGGAGGAGGAGCAACUGCACCAAUGUUUGGACAAUUGAAUGUUUUUAAUAUAUAUGAAAAUAUAGUAUGUUGGUGCAAUCCCCAAAAAAAUAAUUUAAUU